GAGUUAUUCAUUCGACUUCUACCAGUUCAUGUGUUCAUGUUGACUUCUGCACGACUCGAGAUGAAAGCUGUGUAUUUUCUCAUCUUGAUUUUAGGACUUGCUGCUGCAAAACCCUACGAAUUUCAGGAUGACAAUGAAUAUGACGAUUUGCCUGAGUUAGAUGAAGAGAGUUGGGAUGAUGCCCCAUCAGCAAGUCCAUCGCCAUCAGCAGGGCACUCUUCAUCAGAAGGGCCUUCGCCAUCGGCAAGUCCAUCGCCAUCAGGAAGCCCAUCGCCAUCUGGAAGCCCAUCGCCAUCAGGAAAACCAUCGCCUUCAGGGCACUCUUCAUCAGAAGGGCCUUCGCCAUCGGCAAGUCCAUCGCCAUCAGGAAGCCCAUCGCCAUCUGGAAGCCCAUCGCCAUCAGGAAAACCAUCGCCUUCUGGAAGCCCAUCGCCUUCUGGAAGCCCAUCGCCAUCAGGAAGACCAUCGCCAUCAGGAAAACCAUCGCCUUCUGGAAGACCAUCGCCUUCUGGAAGCCCAUCGCCUUCUGGAAGCCCAUCGCCAUCAGGAAAACCAUCGCCUUCAGGAAAACCAUCGCCUUCUGGAAAACCAUCGCCUUCUGGAAGACCAUCGCCAUCAGGAAGCCCAUCGCCAUCUGACAAACCAACAGACGAGGGACCAAGACCUACUGGGAGACCAACCGGAAGCCCCACUGACAAACCAGUGAAGGACUUCUGGGCAAAAUUCGCGCAUUUCUUAUUUGUCAAGUCUGUUCAGGGAGUUAAACCAGAUGAACAUCCAGACCUCAAAUACAAGGAGCCACUGAAUGAACUUGUUGAGCGGCUUUUGGAUGUCAAAAAAGAGGUUGUUAAAGCAUUAAAACCAAUUGUGGAAAUUGCAAAGUUAAUGAGACAGGACCAAGAAGAAAUGGGAAAGAGAGUCUACGAAGCCACUAAAAACAACGAUAUUGAAAAAGCAAAGCACAUCGCUGGAGAGUACUUCAUCGCAAUUCAACGUCGUUUUGCCAUGUUCAUCGUUCAUGCUACGAAAAAAGGUUUAUUCAACGAUAUUGACAACGAAAAGAAACAAAUCGAGAACUUGAAGAGGGAAUACAAGAAACAUGCCGACAAACAUGUAGAGGUGGUCAAAUUCAUUCUGAAAAACUUCAACCAAUUCCGUGUUAGUGACGGUCUUUUGGAUGCACCAUUCGUUAAAUUGGGUGUUCAGACUGCUCAAGUGUUCGGGGCAGCCGGUAUGCAAGGAGCUAAAGUCUUCAAAGUUUCAACGCAAGUUUACAUGGACCUCAUUUCUAAACUGGUUUGGCUGAGUAURGAGAAGAAUAAUCACGACGCAGCCGUUCGCGCAGCUGGUGCCAGUCUCCUCUCGUUCACUCGCCGAGGAACAAAGGUUGGUAUCGCCCUCCACAGAAUGUAYGGACCUAAGAAAUGUUAUGGACCAMRACCAAAGAAGGGACGUAAAAACAUGCGCAAAGACGACGAAGACGAUCUUGACUAUUGAUAAGGUCUAUGUUUUUAAGGUAAAACUACUGAUUCGGCUGACAUGAUUCACAAUACUCAAGUAACUUAAAAUACAAUUGUCCCAAAACAUAGAUGUACACUCUGUACGAAAUGGCUAUUGAAACAGUUUUUACACUUUGAGUUCCCAGGUCAAUUUGGUAACAGUGUAAAAUAGCAAUGAAAUUAUCCAAUAAAAGCAUUUGAAAAC
This is a messenger RNA of Exaiptasia diaphana, 1704 nucleotides long. Its product is annotated as protein transport protein sec31. The transcript has 11 exons. The coding region runs from base 37 to 1497 and encodes 486 amino acids. The record is from RefSeq and is a predicted model, not a curated record. Lineage: Eukaryota; Metazoa; Cnidaria; Anthozoa; Actiniaria; Aiptasiidae.